AUGGCCGCAAACGUUGCUAAGAGUUAUGAAUCUGGUGCUGAUCCUAUUGUGAAGUACUGCUCAGAGCAUACUUGCAAGUUGCAUCCUCUCCAAAUUGAACUUCAAAACUAUACUCUCCAGAAUGUAGAAAUGAGCCAAAUGCUUGGAGCCCCUGAGGUUCUUACUAUUGGACAAAAUUUCAUUCAACUCAUUGGUGCUAAGAAGUGUUUGGAUAUCGGAACAUACACUGGAGCUUCUGCUCUAGCUUGGGCUCUAUCUCUUGGCAAUGAUGGAAAGGUUCUCACUUUUGAUGUUGACCAUAAAAACUACAGAGAGCAUGGUGUGAAAAUAAUUCAGAAAUGCCAGGAAACUGAAAAGAAGAUUACUCCUGUUGAAGGCCCAGCGUUGAAGUCUCUUGAUGAUUUGAUUGCGAAUGGAGCUUCAGGCACUUUCGAUUUCGCUUUUAUUGAUGCUGAUAAGACCACUUAUCCUGAGUAUUAUGAUCGCUGCGUCACUUUGCUCAGAUCAGGCGGAAUCAUUAUGGUUGACAACGCUCUCCGAAGAGGGACGAUAGCUACGGGUUACCCUAAAGACGAUAUGGCAUGUCUGGCUAUUGACCGAACGAAUGACUUGAUCUUCGACGAUUCCAGAACAAACUCAGCUCUUCUCAACUGUGGAGAUGGGCUUCAUAUUGCUUUCAAGAAAUAA
Auanema sp. JU1783 is the source of this 687-nucleotide messenger RNA. NCBI's taxonomy places the organism in Eukaryota, Metazoa, Nematoda, Chromadorea, Rhabditida, Rhabditidae. The record is from the annotation of a GenBank genome assembly.